AUGGGGAGAAAGCAGGAUGAGAAGGAGGCUUACGGGAAUUCGGCCAAAUAUGACCCCUCUUUUCGAGGCCCCAUCAAAAACAGGGGCUGCACAGACAUCAUCUGCUGCGUCCUCUUCCUGGUCUUCAUUUUGGGUUAUAUCAUAGUGGGGCUUGUGGCCUGGGUGUAUGGAGACCCUCGACAAGUGCUAUACCCCAGAAACUCCACGGGGGCCUACUGUGGCGUGGGUGACAACAAGGAUAAACCGUACGUUCUAUACUUUAACAUCUUAAGCUGUGCAGUGGCCAUCAACGUCAUCUCCAUCGCUGAGAAUGGCCUACAGUGCCCCACACCCCAGGUGUGCGUCUCUUCCUGCCCACAGUCCCAAUGGGCAGUGAGAGUGCCGCAGUUCUCAAAGACAGUCGAUGAAGUUUAUAAAGAAAACAUAACAUUUUGUCUACCCACGGUGUCCCCAAAUAUGACAGUGAGUGACAGCCUGCAGAAGGAUCUCUGUCCCAGUUUCCUUCUUCCUUCUACUCCAGCUCUGGGACGUUGUUUUCCGCUCCCCAACACCAACUUCACUUUACCUGAACACUUACAGAUCAAUAACACCACCGUCUCUAACGGAAUCAGUGGCCUCCUGGACAGCAUCAAUGCCCGGGACAUCUCUGCGAAAAUCUUUGAAGAUUUUGCCCAGUCCUGGUACUGGAUUCUCGUGGCGCUGGGCGUGGCCCUGGUGCUAAGUCUGCUGUUCAUCCUGCUCCUGCGCCUGGUGGCGGCACCCUUGGUGCUGCUGCUGAUUGUGGGGGUGCUGGCUGUGCUCGCCUAUGGCAUCUACCACUGUUGGGAACAGUACCGAGUGCUGCGGGACAAGGGAGCCUCCAUCACCCAGGUGGGCUUCACUACCAACUUCAGUGCCUACCAGAGUGUAAAGGAGACCUGGCUGGCUGCUCUGAUUGUCCUGGCUGUCCUGGAGGGCAUCUUGCUUCUCAUGCUCAUCUUCCUGCGUCAGCGGAUCCGGAUCGCCAUCGCUCUGCUGAAGGAAGCCAGCAGGGCUGUGGGACAGAUGAUGUCGACUAUGUUCUACCCUCUGGUCACCUUCGUCCUCCUGGUCAUUUGCAUUGGUUACUGGGCCGUGACAGCUUUGUACCUGGCUACAUCCGGGCAACCGCAGUACAUCUACUGGGUGUCCAACACCAGUACACCAGGCUGUGAGAACGCUCCUGUGAACGCAUCCUGUGACCCCAUGGCCCCACUGAACUCCUCGUGCCGAGAGCUCAUGUGCGUCUUCAAGGGCUACUCGACCACGGGCCUAGCCCAGCGUUCUCUCUUCAACCUACAAAUCUAUGGGGUCCUGGGGCUCUUCUGGACAGUUAACUGGGUACUGGCCCUGGGCCAGUGUGUCCUUGCUGGGGCCUUUGCCUCCUUCUACUGGGCCUUUCACAAGCCUCAAGACAUCCCCACCUUCCCCUUGGGCUCAGCCUUCAUCCGAACACUCCGUUACCACACUGGCUCCCUGGCAUUUGGAGCCCUCAUCCUGACCCUUGUGCAGAUAGCCCGGGUCAUCCUGGAAUACAUUGACCACAAGCUGAGAGGGUCCCAGAAUCCUGUGGCCCGAUGCAUCAUCUGCUGCUUCAAGUGUUGCCUCUGGUGUCUGGAAAAGUUCAUUAAGUUCCUCAACCGCAAUGCCUACAUCAUGAUCGCCAUCUAUGGGAAGAAUUUCUGUGUCUCGGCCAAAAAUGCCUUCAUGCUUCUCAUGAGGAACGUUGUCAGGGUGGUCGUUCUGGAUAAAGUCACUGACUUGCUGCUCUUCUUUGGGAAGCUUCUGGUGGUUGGAGGUGUCGGAGUCCUGUCCUUCUUCUUUUUCUCCGGUCGUAUCAAGCUAGGGAAAGACUUUGAGAACCCCAACCUCAACUAUUAUUGGCUGCCCAUCAUGACCUCCGUCAUGGGAGCUUACGUCAUUGCCAGUGGCUUCUUCAGCGUCUUUGGAAUGUGUGUAGACACUCUUUUCCUCUGCUUCCUUGAGGACCUAGAGAGAAAUGAUGGUUCCCAGCAGCGGCCAUACUACAUGCCCAAGGCACUCCUGAAAAUUCUGGGCAAGAAGAACGAGGCACCCAUGGGGGGAAAGAACAGGAAGAAGUGAGAGACUCGUGGUGACCCAGGACCGCAGCUCUCCUGUACACAAGCCCUGCCACCGAUGCCUUGAGAAUCACCGUUUUGUAGAAAACAGAUUUUAUUAAAGAUCAA
Messenger RNA from Arvicanthis niloticus (Nile rat), 2225 nucleotides. It is a transcript of the gene Slc44a4, whose product is annotated as solute carrier family 44 member 4. NCBI's taxonomy places the organism in Eukaryota, Metazoa, Chordata, Mammalia, Rodentia, Muridae. Gene Ontology annotation, biological process: choline transport; thiamine pyrophosphate transmembrane transport. The record is from RefSeq and is a predicted model, not a curated record. Gene Ontology annotation, molecular function: thiamine pyrophosphate transmembrane transporter activity. Gene Ontology annotation, cellular component: plasma membrane.